Lates calcarifer (barramundi perch) is the source of this 4141-nucleotide messenger RNA. Its product is annotated as regulator of G-protein signaling 9. Bases 266 to 2245 code for a protein of 659 amino acids. The record is from RefSeq and is a predicted model, not a curated record. Gene Ontology annotation, biological process: regulation of G protein-coupled receptor signaling pathway; G protein-coupled receptor signaling pathway; intracellular signal transduction. The transcript is spliced from 19 exons. NCBI's taxonomy places the organism in Eukaryota, Metazoa, Chordata, Actinopteri, Centropomidae.
GCAUUUGCAUGGUUCUUUUGUAUUACCAACCUUCCGUGUCAUUAAGUCAGUUUGAUCGUAACACCCAUCUGUAUGCGUAAGAUGAUAAUGUAACAACAUGUUUACAAUUUCCGAGCCUUAAGUAGGAACCAGUGGAGAGCACUGGAAGGCAGCACCAGUAUCGAUCAUUGCACUUCCCCUCCAGCAUCCCCACACGACACAGGGGUUCGCAGGCGACUGUAUCACUGUGUGCGUGUGUGUGAGAGACUGAAAAGCACCAGACAUCAUGACCAUUAGAAACGCUAUCCGGGAUCAUGGACAGAGAUAUCGACCACGGAUGGCUUGUCUCAAAAAGGCGGAGAAGGUGCUACUGGAGAUGCAGGACCCCAAAACAGGAGUCAAGUCGCAGCCUCAGAGACUAGUCAUCACAACAAUACCACACGCUAUAUCUGGUGAAGACAUAAUUGCAUGGUUAGCAGACAGAUUUCAGAUAGACUCACAAGAGGCGAGGAACUUAGGCUCCAUGCUGGUGGCCUUAGGAUACAUCUACCCUCUACAAGACCACAAACGCUUAGUGAUCAAACCAGAUGCAUCUCUCUAUCGCUUCCAGACACCAUACUUCUGGCCCACACAGCAGUGGCCUGUUGAGGAUACAGAUUAUGCAAUCUACCUGGCGAAAAGAAACAUACGGAAGAAGGGAAUCCUGGAGCUGCACGAGCAGGAGCAGUACAACCGUCUUCACAAGUGGAUGAAUCAUAAAUGGGAUUUCAUAGUGAUGCAAGCUAAAGAACAGUACAGAGCUGCAAAGGAGAGGAAGAAACCGGACCGUGUGGUUUUUGACUGCCAGGAGAGAGCCUACUGGGUGGUUCACAGGCCUCCACCAGGGACAGUGAGUGCCAUGGACUACGGACUGGAACGACGAAUAGACCCUAAUGCAGACGAGACAAAAACACCUGACUUCUACGAGAGAAUUAUGAUCUUUACCCAGCAGUCUAUCAUGAGGCCCAGAGUCAAGUCAUCAGUGUCCAUUGGAGCAUUGGUCAAAUACUGCGCCACCUAUAACAGCCACGACCCUUUCCUCUCCAAGUGUCUUCCCAGUAACCCUUGGCUCACUGAUGACGUCACAUACUGGACCUUGAACAUGCCCAAUGUGGAAAUACCAACUAAAAUGCGUGUGGAGAGGUGGACGUUCAGCUUCAGAGAGCUGCUCUCAGACCCACGAGGACGAGAUGAUUUCAGACUCUUCCUGAAGAAAGAAUUCAGUGGUGAGAACUUGGCGUUCUGGGAAGGCUGCGAGGAUCUGAAGUGGGGCACAGCUGCAACGAUGAGGGAGAAAGCGGAGCAUAUCUACAAGACCUUCCUGGCUCGUGGUGCGCCACGAUGGAUCAACAUCGAUGGAAAGACAAUGGAAAUCACAGUGAAAGGCCUGAAACACCCACACAGAUACGUCCUGGAAGCAGCUCAAACUCACAUCUACAUGCUCAUGAAGAAGGACUCAUUCGGGCGGUACAUGAAAUCUCCAGUCUUUAAGGAUACGCUGAAGAAGGCCAUAGCUCCUGAGGAGCACAAGUUCACUGAUGCCCAGUUGGAGCAGAACGCAAAGAACAGACGGCCCAGUCUCAGCCCCAUCAUCCUCCGGCAGCAGGAGCUGGAGCAGAAGGCCAAGAUGGCGGCAAGCGCCCCUGUUGACAUCACACAGCUGUGCCGCUUCACCACUCCUGUCCCCCACCUCGCUGUCUACUCUGGCAUCACUGACUCCCCCUCUGCCAACGCCUCGCCCUCUCUCCCUUUCUUGGCCCACUCCCCAGCCUGUCCGUCCCCCAUCAGCGUGGCCUUAGACAGCACCUCGGCCUCCGAGCGGCGAGUGGAGGCCAGUGAGGGGGAAGGAGAGGGGAACCCAGAGGCCCAAACCCCAGUGGGUGGGAACGUGCCCAAGUCUCGCAUGGCUCUCUCACUGCGCCGUCUGCUGAAGCGGGGCUGCACCCCCUCCACCAUGUUUGCGAGCUUGUCGCCUAAAUGCCACUCAGUUGCCGGGACGAGUAGCCGCAUCCAGCCGUUCAGCCCGGAUCAACCCAGUCAGGCACCACCCAGACGCAUUGGCAAUUUUUUCCAGAUAAAAGUGGAUAUUCCUCCAGAGUGCCGUAUCUACCCCAUUGAGUCUGAGGAUGAGGAGGAGGAGAACAGGCCCGCCUCUCGGGGAGGAAUAGGAGCCAAAGAGAUCAUCUGCCCCUGGGAGAGCCUCACUCCACAGAACGGGAUGGGCUAAUUGGAUGGAUUUACACAGGCAUAAAAAAUUGAGUUUUUAAAAUCUGUAUGAUGCAAUGUGUCUGUAUGAACAGGCUGGCAGCAGAUUUCCCCUGUGUUCUGACAGAGAUAAAAGAUCUCACACAGAACAUAAAGGGUAAAAUCUCAGAGUUUAUCAUCCUUGUGUAAAUGUGGUCAUAUUCUCACCACCAGGCCACAAACUACAACAUCAAUACCAAACAAUGAAAGGACUGACACAAAAAUGCCAACGUGAGACACUGUAGAGAUGGCUCUACAAUAGACUGAGCAUCUUAACUUACUAUGUCCGAUGUUUGAGUAUCAAACAUUGACUGCCUGUGGGCUUUAAAGGACCCACUUUCAUGUCUGCUGCAGCAUAAUCGUCUCCUCCACUGCCCACACUCAGUUUUUUCAAAACAAACACUCACUUUUUUGCACAUAUUAAUGCAGGACCAUCACUAAAGGACAGAACUACAGAGGUCGUGAGUCCUAGUUCUUCCAGUGCAACCCCUCACCUCUAAGAAAUGAUUGACUAUCCACCAAAGGAAACUGUACCAUUUCUGAUUUUUUAGCAUUCCAUUAACUUUUCAUAAUAUUUUCUUGGAAUUUGAUCUGCUUACGAUGGCCUAUGGGCUGUUUUAAAACUUUCUUCAAUUUAAUUCUGGAGAAGAAAAACUCACUGUGAGUAAUUUUACAAUGCAAACCCCUCCUCAGGUUUUUAAAAUGCCCCAAAUUUCCCAAGGAAAAUACUGAGGGCGCAACAUCGGCGGUAAUCAGAGAUUAUAUUGACCCACAUUUUGGCAUAUUUUAGCAAAGGUGUGAUUGUUGGAACAAACUUAGACUUACAAGCCUGCAGGCAGUGAAAUGUUUGAUAUUUAAAAUAUAUAUUUUUGGUGGUGUAUUCCUUUAACUACAGCCUUAUUGUUACCAACCUUUACUGAUGUGAGCACCAGCUGAGCCAGCUGUUUUGUUUUGUCAAGGUUUAGUUUUGUCAGGCCCAAGAAGAGGACAACAGGGUGUAUGAACAUCCAAGAGCUUCAAAACCUGAGCUGUAGCUUUCACAUUCAAACCUCAUAUCUAUUUCUGAACAGUAGCCCAACAGCAGCCUUAUCCACCUUCACACACCUGAAAUGUUUUUCUGUUUUUUUUUUUGUUUUGUUUUUUUUUGGCCUCGGGCAUUUCUAGAAAGCAGGCAUAUACACAGACAUUAUUGAGAACUUGAACUAAAUUUGAACAAAGUUAUUUUUGUGAUUGCCAAGGAGCACGAGUAAAACUGACAACCAUCAAGCUGUUAUACAAAAGAAAAACAUUAAUGUUUACAUCCUAGAGUGUGACAAGCUGAAGCAGACAGACAUGUAUAAUCUUUGCCGGUGCACAUGCCUGCUAAAAUAUAGAUAAUGUAUUUAUAUAUUUACUGAAUAAUGAUCAGUUUCUGAAGUAGAGAAGUGUUCUUGUGCCGCUAAAUAGACUUAGAUGCCUCAUCCCUGAUUUACUGACCUCUUACACACAUUAUGUGAAUUGACUGAAUAGAUGCAUUUCAGGUAAAAUGAGAGCACAUGAGCAGCUUGUCUACAUGUUGCUGUAUUUGCUGAUCCACUCCUGUCAGACAUGCACUCUUCACUAAUGAAGAGCCACUGUAAUGGGGGUAAUAGUUUUGUAUUUGGCUCCACUGCUGUUUUGUACACUGUGUAGCUGUUGUAUACCGUACACUACCCUGAGCGAGGUGUUGAUAUUUUUCUCGUGUCUCUCUGUUUAGAGGGGGGACGAUGGUACAAUGUGAAUUAACUGUCAGAAUGUAUUCUCUUUACCAUGUUUACAGAUGCAAGAAUGUGAAAAUACUUUAAAUUUAUUGUAUUUGUUUUGUACAUUCCAUGGCUUGUGUCAAGUGCCUCAAUAAAUG